Messenger RNA from Paralichthys olivaceus (Japanese flounder), 2228 nucleotides. RefSeq names its product decapping mRNA 2 (gene dcp2). Gene Ontology annotation, molecular function: RNA binding; 5'-(N(7)-methylguanosine 5'-triphospho)-[mRNA] hydrolase activity; manganese ion binding. Gene Ontology annotation, biological process: deadenylation-dependent decapping of nuclear-transcribed mRNA; nuclear-transcribed mRNA catabolic process, nonsense-mediated decay. Lineage: Eukaryota; Metazoa; Chordata; Actinopteri; Pleuronectiformes; Paralichthyidae. The record is from RefSeq and is a predicted model, not a curated record. Gene Ontology annotation, cellular component: cytoplasm; P-body.
GAGCUAGAGGAGCUAGAGGAAGAGGAGGAGCUAGAGGAAGAGUAAAGUAGUUUCGCUGCUGAUCUGCGGACGCACACUUGAGUCCACAUGUGGAAGAUGUGAAGCUGUGGAUGAAACAACAUGAGUGGACUAACACGGAUGUAGCUUCCCGCUGCCCUGCCUCUAUCUCCGGCUUCUCUCAGAGACUCAGUCGGGAUGUUUUCAACCAACAUGGAAACUAAAAGAGUGGAGAUUCCCUCCGGUGUCCUGGACGAUCUCUGCAGCCGCUUCAUCCUGCACAUUCCCAGUGAGGAGAGGGACAACGCCAUCCGGGUGUGCUUCCAGAUCGAGCUGGCCCACUGGUUCUACCUGGACUUCUGCAUGCAGAACACGCCAGGAGCUCCUCACUGUGGCAUCAGAGACUUCGCCAAAGCUGUUUUCCAUCACUGUCCCUUUCUAUUGCCUCAUGGAGAGGAUGUGCAGAAAGUCCUCGAACAGUGGAAGGAGUACAAGAUGGGUGUCCCUACCUAUGGAGCAAUCAUUUUAGAUGAAUCUUUAGAAAACGCUCUUCUUGUUCAGGGAUACCUUGCCAAGUCUGGCUGGGGCUUUCCAAAGGGCAAAGUGAACGAGGAUGAAGCUCCUCAUGACUGUGCUGUGCGCGAGGUGAUGGAGGAGACAAGCUUCGACAUCAAGAAUCGAAUCUGCAAAGACAUGUACAUCGAGCAGAAAAUCACUGACCAGCUGGUGAGGCUUUACAUUAUACCAGGAGUGUCCAAGGAUACCAAGUUCAACCCCAAAACAAGGAAAGAGAUCAGGAACAUCGAGUGGUUCCCCAUCGAGAAGCUGCCCUGUCACAGGAAUGACAUGACCCCAAAGUCUAAACUUGGACUCGCCCCCAACAGGUUCUUCAUGGCCAUUCCUUUCAUAAGACCGCUGCGAGAAUGUAUAAGCAGGCUGAAAGGCGAGUCGACGGACAGCGACGAGGACUUCACAAACAACAGCAGCAGUCCAGGCAAACCUUCAGACAACGUUCGGUCAAAAUCCCGCCACCUCACUGGUACCUAUGUAUUUCCUGGAAACGGCUGGACAAAACACGUGUCGCAGAAGGCUGCGGGCCAGCCGAGCCAGUACGAGCUGAACCAGAACCCAACCUUAAAGAGCAACGGGAAGAAAGGUCAGGACUCUUAUGUAAAGAAAGGAGCCAACGACAAUGGAGCCAGCAACCAGCAGGUGAAAACCAUAUUACGGGACGAUAAAAGACUUCAACCCAGACGACUGCAAGACAGUUUUGAGAGAGAUGGGUCUGAGUGCAGCUCCAACGGCCACAGCAGAGACUGUGAGCACCUGCUCUCGUCCAAGACUUUCCUGAACUUCAGAUUCGACAGAGAAGCCAUCAUGAAAUGUUUUGACUACUGACAUGAUGAAGCAUUGUGCCACUCCUGCAACAACAUCCAAAUAUGGCCUCUUGGGAACACUGUUAAUGACGAGCAACACACAAAACCAACAUGAAAGCGUCCUCUUCAUUCUCAUCACAAUUUAAAUGCUAAAAAGAGCAUUUGGGUUGUUUUCUUUCAUUGUCAGGAUUAUCAAUUAUCACACAGUAGAAUAGAAAAUCACUUUCACGUUCAGUUCAAUGGUUGUGUCAGUGGAGUGGAAACACAUUGAAUUAUAUGUGGAGUUUUCUUUCUCAUUCUGGCAUUGAAAUUUUAAUUUUCUCACAAAUCAUAUACACAAAAGGGAAAAAUGCAUUUAAAUUUGCGUGAGUAGAUACUUUUUAAUAUUGUCAGCCACAGACAUCUGUACAUUGUUGUUGAUGUUGGCCUUAAAUUUGACCCACAUCCCACUUGUGUUUGCCUGAUUUUUAGCAGUCAAGUUAACUCAGUAAUGUCCUGCACAGGUUUCUGGGUUUAAAUACCUGUACGUUUUAUUAGACAAGUUCUCGAUCGCGUUCUUCAUGACCCACUUGUGCCACAGAGUUUAAUCGGCUUAAAAACAUUAAGACUCUUGAGCUGCGGACCAUGACAGAGGACCACAACUGUGAAGUUAUUCACAUAUUCACCUGGAAACAUGAGCUAAGUUCAUUUUUCAUAGAAUAAUGAACUGUUUUCUGAAGUCUGUAAAGUUCAACCACAGUCUAAGAAUCUGGAUGUGAGUUCUUUGUUAUUAUUGACUGUACAGAUGCUGAUCUCCAGUUGUCCUCAGUGAUGUUAUGACUGUGAAUAAAGUAAAGUCUGUUUUUUCACUCUUGA